Molecule: messenger RNA, 1680 nt
Organism: Theileria annulata
Lineage: Eukaryota; Apicomplexa; Aconoidasida; Piroplasmida; Theileriidae
Exons: 2
Coding region: 1-1680 (559 amino acids)
Molecular function (GO): protein binding
Source: RefSeq, a predicted model, not a curated record
AUGGUAAUUCUGGAACAAUUAGCACACACAUACUUGGUGAGAGUCUGUAUAGCAAUAUUAAACUUCACAGUGGCAUUAAAUUACGUAAAACCAUUGUUAAGGUCAAACCACCAGAAUGAAGAAAUCAGCUCGAGUUUAAUGAUGGUAGCAACAAGGCUGGACUCGAGAUCAAAGUUGGACUCAUUUCUAACAUUCUGUGAAAGAACUAGUAUCCUGAUCAAUGAGGCAUGUUUCAAUGUGAUAUUAGACUCCUGCAUUAAACUCAAGAAUAAUAAGAGGCUGUUAAGAAUAAUUAAUAAGUUUAGAGUUUGGGGACUCUUACCAAAUAUCCAAACAUUCGGGAUCAUAAUUAAAACGCUCUCUUCAUCCAACUUAAUUCACGACUGCGAAGAACUCUUUUAUCACUACAUUACGGCCCAAAACACAAAUACUGCCAACGGUGUCAAUACCAAUACCACUACCAAUGGUACCAAUAACACCCCCAGUUCAACAGUGACUGUUAGUAACGGAGCAAACAAUAGCGAGAUCGUGUACGGAUGCAUGUUCGACGCUUAUGUGAAUAACAACAGCGUGGAUAGCGCAAUGAGAUUGUUUGAGGAUAUGAAGGAGAGAGGAAAAGUGAAACCAAAUACAAUCAUGUACACAACAUUGAUUAAAGGAUACGGCCAAAACAAACAACUAGAUAAGGCGAUGCGAAUAUUCAGAUUAAUGCAACAAGACGGAGUCGAGCCAAAUACAGUAACAUAUAACUCGAUAAUAGAUGCGUGCGCAAGAGUGGGUGAAAUGGGCUCAGCAACGAGAUUACUUGAAGAGAUGUUAAGUUCAGGAAUCGAGCCAGAUCUGAUAACUUUCAGCACAAUCAUUAAGGGUUACUGCGUGCAAUCUGAUAUGGACAAGUCAUUCCAGCUAUUAAGUGUAAUGUAUGAAAGAGGAAUAAUGCCAGACGUAAUACUAUACAACAGUUUACUAGAAGGCUGCGUUAAAUCUGGCCUACUAUGGCUGUGCGAGAAGUUGUGGUCGCAAAUGCAGGAAUACAACAUCCCGCCCUCCAACUUCACCCUCACCAUUCUCAUUAAGAUGUACGGCAGAAGCGGCCAGUUGGAUAAAGUAUUUGAACUAGCAGAUGAACUGCCUAAGCGCUACAACUUCAGUAUCAACACACACGUUUACACCUGUCUCAUGAGCGCCUGUAUCACUAACGGCAGAUAUGCGAUGGUUUUGGACAUCUACAAGUAUAUGAAAAUCAAUGGCGUAAAGCCUGAUGCCAAGACCUUCGAAACUAUUAUCCAAGGCCUUAGUAGAGGCUCUUUAUUCAAGGAAGCAGCUCAUGUUGUUACGGAAGUCUAUUCACUCAGUAACAGUAACAACGGAGAGGCCCAAAUUCCAAACAUUAACAUCAAAAUACUACAACGACUCUUCCAACGCUUCUACAACUCAGUCAAUCCCAAUACUCACAACACCAACACUAUCCACUCUCCUAACACAAAUGGAACCACUCACACAAAUGGUAACACUCACGCAAACAAUGCCACUAACACUGUGAACAACAAUGUGAUAUUGUUGAGUACUGCGAGUUCGGGCGUAUUGGGAGGUGUGGACGACGCUGAGGAGUUGAACAGCAUAUACACUUCGCUGGCCAGGAGGCUAGAACUCUUUGGAAUCAAAGUACCCAAAUACUAA